AUGACAACGAUGACAUCGCUGGUGAAGAUGUGGAAGAGCUGCUCGCUCUUUCUCUUUUGCUUCUUCACUGUCCAAGGUGAGGCGAAAACUAAAAAGAGCGAAAAUAAGAAGAGAGAGCACUGUGCUCGCAUGGCGCAGUGGUGUAAAAUUAUUGCGGUCGAUGAAUGUUCUUCACAAGCUCAACAGGACAGAGAGCCCUAAAGAGGGAGAAUGUUGUAAAACUAUGUCUUCAACCCCUGAGGCAGCAAUCUUUUGCUUUUUGCAAUUUUGAGUGAAAAUGUUAAGACAUCGUGGAAAAAAGCAAGAGAAAUUAGGAAAUGAAGAACGAAGGUUCGAUCCCGCUUGGUUCGAGACAAACAUUUUUAGCGAAAAUAAGUGACAAACGGCCCAAAAUAAAAUUUAAAAUUCUGGAGAAUACUGAAACAUUUCCAGAAGGUGUAUUAUGUCGUAUUUUGACAUAACUUGCUUGAUCUCAUUAAAAUUUUCAUUUUUAGCCGCUGGCAUAGCCAAAAGGAUGUGUUACCAAUGUCACAUGCCGUUCCAAUGUUCCACUGGGUUUUGUUAUGGUGACUUUUGUGUGAAGUCGUUAGGUAAUUCUUCUUACAAUAGUAGCACAGUAUUGUUUAUUACUGAUUAACACGAAGUUGUAAUCAUUUCUUUCAGUUGGAGACAAAUACGUGAGCAAAGGCUGCGAAAACAAGACUGUAAAGUAAGUUUCUUCGCUUUCUGUUACCGUAAUUUAGAGCGACGAUUUCAGGAGAAGAUGCUGCCGGAUCUGAAGUUGGCUGUCUGGAGUCAGAAGUGUUCGGAGUGCCAAAUACAGUAUGUUACUGUAACGACAUCGACUUCUGUAACUCGGCUUCUGAAGUCAGCGUUUCUUUGCUUCUGGUUACUGUAUUUAUUUUCUGUUUGUAA
Bursaphelenchus okinawaensis is the source of this 915-nucleotide messenger RNA. NCBI's taxonomy places the organism in Eukaryota, Metazoa, Nematoda, Chromadorea, Rhabditida, Aphelenchoididae. The record is from the annotation of a GenBank genome assembly.